This is a messenger RNA of Medioppia subpectinata, 673 nucleotides long. The record is from the annotation of a GenBank genome assembly. Lineage: Eukaryota; Metazoa; Arthropoda; Arachnida; Sarcoptiformes; Oppiidae.
UACGGCACAGCGCAUAGUAUUGUUAAACAUCUCGAGACCAGUCUCACCGCUAAAACCCGUCGCAACAGUUAUCGCAAGUUUACUAUCGCUUACGACCAGACCUAUUGUCAACGCCAGUAAACUCACGGUAAAACCAGUGCCCAUAGGGUUAACAUUGUUUGCGAGAACUAUGGCUACCAAUGAUCCGAAGACAGCGAAAAGUGUGUACGACUUCUCCGCCAAAGACAUCGACGGCAAUGAGGUGACUCUUGACAAAUACAAGGGCCACCCGUUGCUCGUGGUGAACGUGGCCAGCAAUUGCGGUCUCACCAAAAACAACUACAAACAGUUGAACGAAAUGUACGCCAACCACGAGGCGCAGGGCCUGCGGAUACUGGCCUUCCCUAGUAAUCAGUUCAACGGUCAGGAGCCCGGCUGCGACAUCGACAUCAAGGAGUUCGCCAAAAAGAACAAUGUCAAAUUCGACAUGAUGUCCAAGAUCGAUGUCAACGGUGAUAAAGCGCACCCCCUGUACAAGUGGUUGAAGGACCAGAAGGGUGGUAUACUGGGGUUCGACGCGAUCAAGUGGAAUUUCACCAAGUUCCUGGUGGACAAGGAUGGCCACCCUAUCAAACGCUACGGACCACAAGUGGAGCCCAAGGACAUCGAAAAGGAUGUUAAGGCACAGUUGUAG